AUCGGAAAGAAGAAGACUUUAAUCAGACUAUUAGAAAAUGGAGGCACUGUUGAGGAAGAGGUCAUUGAUAACAACAACUGUUGUAUUAGUGAUGAAGAUUUGCUACGUUUGGGUGAUAUUGGACUUAAAGUAAAGAAUAACGAUAUUCAUAAACAUUACGGAAACGCAAGAGAUAUAGAAUGGGGUUUAAAAGGGGGCCAAAUAUUUAUGCUUCAGUCGAGACCCGUAACUAAUUUAGACAAUUCUUACACCGAUUACGAGAUUAUGCAUGAAUUGGAUACUCCGCAACCCGACACAAUCAAAAUGUCCACAAAUAUUGAGUCCAACUCUUUGUCCAAACGAAGACAUAUUAUUGCCAUUGAAUCCAAAGUCAUCGGAAAGAAGAAGACUUUAAUCAGACUAUUAGAAAAUGGAGGCACUGUUGAGGAAGAGGUCAUUGAUAACAACAACUGUUGUAUUAGUGAUGAAGACUUACUACGUUUGGGUGAUAUUGGACUUCAGAUUCACAGACAUUACGGAAACGCAAGAGAUAUAGAAUGGGGUUUAAAAGGGGGCCAAAUAUUUAUGCUUCAGUCGAGACCCGUAACUAAUUUAGACAAUUCUUACACCGAUUACGAGAUUAUGCAUGAAUUGGAUUCUUCACAUCCGACAGAGUUUGAAAUUUAUUCGCGCGCCCAUUGGGGUGAGAACUUUCCCGGCUCAUCAUCAUGGAUUUGUUUGCAGUGGUUUUGGGCUAAUAAAACUAAUUUUUUCCGUCAGGAAAUAUUAAACGGAAAAUCGAUUGACGAGGAUUACAAUCCGUUCUUUGAAGUAAUGGGCAUUCAAUACAAUCAAGUGAUGUUUAAUUUAAGCAGUGGUCCAUUUAAUUUUUUUGCGGGUUACCCGGAGUCAAAACAGGCGCAGUCUAUGGUAUUAGCGAUGUUUGGCCAUCAGAUCGACGACAAAGAUGUCCUCCAAUUAUUCCGGAGAAAACAAUUGGAGGACACGAAGCCGUCACUGAUAGGGAAAGUCCGGAUGAUUUCAUAUCUAAUACAUUCCCUACUCUUUGGACCCAAAAACUUAAUUAAAACAAAAGAGGAGACAAUUGAGAAGAAUCGGUACGAUUUGGUCGACAUUUUGAAACAUAAAUCCAAUAGUAAAGACAUAUUCAAUACAAUUUUGGACAAUCAGUUUUUUAUAACAAACACAGCGUUAAAAAAUCACGGCCCGGUCUCUAUGGGGUCGGGAUUUAAAAAUAGCAUUUUGAAAUCAGUUCUUGAAUCAUCGACAGAUAAUAAUAACAACGUUGAGGACGAUUAUAAUCUAAUGAUAUCUUCGGCGACAAAUGUAAUCAGUGCUGAAGUGCCAAAAAUGUUGAGUGAAAUCGCAAAGUCUAUUAAAGACAAGCAAUGGUUCCGACAAUUGAGUGAUGAGGAAGCGCUUCAAGUGCUGACCACUGGAAGCGAUGAGUCCUCACAAAAGUUUAGAUUCUUUAUUGAAAGACACGGACACAGAGGGUAUCGGGAAUUGGAUCCCAUGUAUAAGCCAUGGAAAGGCAAUCCAAUGCCUUGUAUUAAAACUAUUAAAACUAUCUUAUCGGGAAAUGAAUCACAAUUUGACGCAAAGAUUGAAAAAUCUGUCGAAGAAGUUGUGAAUGGAUUAAAGACACCAUUGACUACAUUCAAGAAACUUCUGUUAAAACAAGUAUUGCUUCCGUGGACUCGAAGAGGGAUUGGAUAUCGAGAGCUCUCCAAGUAUUUCAUGAUUUGGAUGAAUAACAAAUGCAGAGAAGGGUUUUGGCAUUUGGCUCAACAAAUGACUAAAGAAGGACUCAUACCAUCGGUGGACACAUUCUUCUACUUGACUGUCACUGAAGUGGAAGCGCUAUGUAAUGGACAAAGAGAUCCAUUGAUAUUCUCGAGAGUAAGACAACGGCGAAGACUUUACCCUCGAAUGGAUAAAUACAAGUUCGAAGAGUUUAUUAAAGGACCCGAAAUGAAACCCAGAAAUUUUGAGGACCAAAUUAUACCUCCAGUUCUGACCUCAGGUAUGGUUCAAAUGACGGGAACACCAGUUAGUAAUGGAUCCAUAAAAGCGAGGCCGGGAGAUAUUCUGAUCACGUACUCGACGGACAUCGGUUGGAGUCCUUACUUCCCAUUACUUUCGGGUAUAAUCACAGAAAUCGGUGGAACGAUAUCUCACGGGGCAGUCAUUGCCCGCGAAUACGGGAUCCCGAGUCUGAUAGCAGUGGAGGGCGCGUGUCGUGCCUUCAGGACCGGCNCCGAGUCUGAUAGCAGUGGAGGGCGCGUGUCGUGCCUUCAGGACCGGCGAUAUCUGUCUAUUGGACAC
Messenger RNA from Medioppia subpectinata, 2328 nucleotides. The record is from the annotation of a GenBank genome assembly. Lineage: Eukaryota; Metazoa; Arthropoda; Arachnida; Sarcoptiformes; Oppiidae.